AUGGUAAAUGAAGAUCCAUUGCAACAAAGUCAAGGCCUCCAUUCUCGACAGAGUACACCUCCAUCCUCCAUUGCUGUGACGUCUGACAGGAGAAACAUACUUCCAAUGCAAUCCUAUAAGCAUAGUAGAUUUUUUCCUAAAGGAAUUGAUGUUUUUCCUGAUUUGAAGUCCUGGCAUGACUCUGCUUCAGGGAUUGGAGCAGAGCUAAUUGGUUUUGCCUUUCGGAGAAUUAAAGCAAAUCGACCUCUCUGCUUUAAAGCUUCCAGAGUUGAAGAAAUUGCUUCAAGUGCUUUAAAAAGAGAGAGGCAGCCUUCUUGUUGUAAUGAUGGUGAUGGAAAGAAGGGUAGGGAUGGUGUACUGAUUGUUGGGUUUUUGGAAUUGGGAUUCUGUCCUGCUCAAGUAGCUACUGAUGUGAGGCUUAGGGGAGGCGAUCUGCUGGUAUUUUCAGAACUGAAGGAUCCUGCAGAUAAAGUUGCAUUAGCAGAGUUAGUUUCACCAACAUUGGUCAUCAUUGGGAAGAUUGUUGCACUUUCAGUGUUGAAAAGUGCAUCCUGA
This is a messenger RNA of Dovyalis caffra, 555 nucleotides long. Lineage: Eukaryota; Viridiplantae; Streptophyta; Magnoliopsida; Malpighiales; Salicaceae. The record is from the annotation of a GenBank genome assembly.